This is a messenger RNA of Scatophagus argus, 3112 nucleotides long. Its product is annotated as E3 ubiquitin-protein ligase RNF182. Lineage: Eukaryota; Metazoa; Chordata; Actinopteri; Scatophagidae. The record is from RefSeq and is a predicted model, not a curated record. The coding region runs from base 970 to 1788 and encodes 272 amino acids. The transcript has 9 exons.
AAUACAAUUUGGAUCAAAGAUCAGUAAAAACAAACACAUUUCUUUGACUUUAUUAUUGAUUGAAAAAGAAUUCAUAAAAUAAAUAAAUGAUUUAUGUUGAAGUGUAGCUUUGGUUCAGUGGAGUAAAAUGAUGCACAUAUUCACGCCGCGAGUGAAGCUCCGGUCUGAUGAAACGUGUCACCGUCACAGACUUCAGUCCGCAGCUCAGGAACCUCCGUCCACCUUGAAGCAGAGCACCUGUGCAGUCGGAGGUUUCCCGUCACUCCGCUGCGGGCUGGUCGCCAUGGUAACCCGGGCUCCCGCCGCCGGCCGCGCGCCGCAGUGAGCAGCAGCAGCAGCAGCAGAGGGAUGGAGGAGAGACGGUGAGUCACCGACACCGACACCAGCCCGUCAGCGGCCCACAGACCGGAGACAGACCCACAGACCGGAGACAGACCCACAGACCGCCCGUUAGCUUGUUAGCCUGUUAGCUCGCAGCUGCCGUCAGUCAGACAGGAGGCGCGCGACGACAGCGGACUGUUAAUGAGUCUGAUGACGGCCAGCUACCGCAGUGUGGCUCCAAGCUGAGACCACAGCAAGCAGACUGUUGCUGCAGAGACACACAGCAUGUGACCCAGCAGCGUCUCCGUGCAGGACCACCGGCGGGCUGUCGAUGCGUGACGACCACCUUGUUGCCUCAGAACUGGAGGGACUGCAGCAAACCUACGACUCAGCCUGCACAAACUUGGGAACAAACUGUCGGUGUGUGGUGACCACCAUGUUGCUUCAGCCAGAGACGACAGCAGCCGUCAGCUCAGCCUCCAUCAUCCAGCAGAUCUGAUCACCUGGUUGGACAGAUGGAAGUCCUCUCAGACUGCCAGACUGAUCAUCUGAUCUGGAAUCAGUCAGGUGACGGCCUCAGGUUGAGUUAAGCUCCGCCCGCUGUGCCCGCACUUUUUGAUCAGGUGAAGACGGACAACAGCCAAUAGGAUGAGCCAGAUAAAAGAGGCGGGGUCUAGUCGGGAGAUGGAAGGAAAGGUGCAGACGUGGGCUCAGUCUCUGGUUUACACUCUGGAGGAACUCGAGUGUAAAAUCUGCUACAACCGCUAUGACACUCGCAGCCGGAAACCCAAACUGCUGGGCUGUCUGCACCGAGUCUGUGCCAAGUGUCUGAAGAAGAUGGUGGACAUGGGAGAGUCCUCGCCCUCGGUCAUCAGCUGUCCUUUCUGUCGCCACGAGACUCACGUCCCCGACGAGGAGGUGUGGUUGAUGGAGGACGACAGACAUAUCCUGGCUGUUCUGUCAUGUCAGGACCGAGCUCGCCGAGGUGGAGGAGGUGGAGGAGGAGGAGGAGGUGGAGGUGGAGGGGAGGUGGUGCUGAAUCCGAACAGUCUGACUGGUGGGGGGGGUGUGGACUCGUCUCACCGCUCCUCAGACUGUCUGGUGAUCACCAUCAUGGAGCUCCCUGAGGAGUCCCCGUCAUCGGACUCACUGAGCAUGCUCAAUGUGGUGGGUCUGUACCGACCCCCCAGUCUGGACUCGCUGCCCUGCAACCUGCCGGCUCAGAAGUGUCGCGCGUGGACGUCCCGCAGCUUCCCCCGCUGCCUGCUGGGGGCGCUCUGCCUGGUGUACUUUAGCUCUCUGCCUCUGGGGAUUUACCUGCUGAUGAUUGGUCAGCUGUGGCUGGGCGUGGUCCUGGUCAGCCUGGUCCCCUCCACCCUGCUGCUGCUCAUCCUCUAUGGCUUCUGUCAGUGUCUGUGCCACGAGCUCAAGGAGGCGCUGGCUGCGCGCACACACACGCUGCCAUGACAACGACAAGAACACAGCAACAUGCCGCUGCUGCUGAAGCAACGCUGGAACAAAACACGAUGAGAAAACCAAUCAGUCAGUCACAGCAUGAGCCAUCACAUGCCAACGACUCAGCCUGUAGACCCCACCAGACCCUGGAGGUCUUCACACGUCCAAAAACUCACACCUGAACCCAAAAAUACCCAAAAUGUACCACACAGGACUGAACUGAGCCCGUCCGUUAUUUGAAAGCCUGGACCCAAGCACAUGCAGACCCAAGAAAUGUUGGACCCGAAUCCGUCCAGGGGACCCAGAUCUGGACUGAUUCCAUAGCUGAUUGCUGUUAACAAACCUAAUGUCACAUUAGAGGUUGUCUUCCUGCUUCCUGUCCUGCUGAGGGAACCAGUCCGGCUGAUCCACUUGUUAGUUCAUCUUUAAAGUUCACUUGCUGUCACGAUGAUGACAAAUGCAACUCGUUUAGGUUCAGGUUCGGACUUUUGUUGCAUCCAGCAUAAUAAAGAUAACUGACGGCUCACUCUUUGGAACGAUAACAGUGAUUGCUAGAUCGCCGCCACGGCUGCUAACGUUAGCGUUUCAGAGUCGAACCUCUGCUCUCAUUUGGGCUCCACCUUGUGGCUACAGAUGCACUUUGCAGUUGGCUUGCAGCGAUUCUAAGUGAUCAGCGCUGCCGGGUGUUAAACAUAUUGUUAAACAGAGGUGGACUAACAGAACCGUCCCGGACACAGGACACAGGUCCAGGUCGGUUCUGUGUCCGUGUGGAUCUGUGAAGACCUCUAACCUGUCUACUCUGACCCUGUCCCCUCUGAUAACCAGCAACAGCCCCCUAAAGACAUUGUGAAGAUGACAUCAGAAAAGGGGCGGGGUCUGUCUCCACUCAUCUCUCUGCUGUUUUACUAUUAAAGUUUGUUUUUCCCUUUGUUGCCUCCUGCUGGUGGAACUGAGAACAAACUUUUUAUUUUUAAGAAGAAACAAAAAGGAGGAUGUGACAGGACACUUGUGAGCCAAUCAGAGGACUGCACCGCUGCACUGUGCUGACUGACACAGACUUUAAAUAAUACUAAUUAACCAUGUUGGAACUGUUUAAUAUGUGUGAAUCUGUAGUUUCCUAUGGAAUCCUCCUGUCCCUGUUUUGUCCAUAGUCCGGUGUUACAGUACACAGGACUGUUAGCUUAGCUUAGCACAAAGACUGGAAGUGGAGGAAAGCUGUUAGCAGUGUAACCCUUUCUGAAUGAUCUGCAUUGAUUUUGUUGUCAUGCUGUGUUUGAACUGUUCUGUCGUGGUUUUCUAACACAGUGAGCUACAUAAUAAAUCUCAUAAUAACCAA